GGUGAGGCCCGUGUCGCGGCGGUGGCAGCUCGGUGCUGUGUCUGUGGGAGGCGCCGCCGCGGCGAUGGCCGUGGACACUCUGUCGCCGGACUGGGAGUUCGACCGCGUGGACGACGGCUCUCAGAAAAUUCAUGCUGAAGUCCAGCUUAAGAACUACGGGAAAUUCCUUGAGGAGUAUACAUCUCAGCUGAGAAGAAUUGAGGACGCACUGGAUGAUUUGAUUGGAGAUGUUUGGGAUUUCAAUCUUGAUCCUAUAGCAUUAAAGCUUCUGCCCUAUGAGCAGUCCUCCCUCUUGGAGCUCAUAAAGACUGAGAACAAGGUCCUAAACAAAGUCAUCACUGUGUAUGCUGCACUUUGUUGUGAAAUCAAGAAAUUAAAGUAUGAGGCGGAAACUAAGUUUUACAAUGGCCUUUUGUUUUAUGGUGAAGGAGCUACAGAUUCCAGUAUGGUGGAAGGUGACUGCCAAAUUCAAAUGGGGAGAUUCGUUUCAUUCUUACAGGAGCUGUCCUGUUUUGUCACGAGGUGCUAUGAAGUGGUGGUGAAUGUCAUCCACCAGCUGGCUGCCCUCUACAUCAGCAACAAGAUAGGACCCAAAAUUAUAGAGACAACUGGAGUUCAUUUUCAGACUAUGUAUGAGCACUUGGGAGAACUGCUAACAGUUUUACUUACCCUGGAUGAAAUUGUUGACAAUCAUGUCACACUGAAAGACCAUUGGACCAUGUACAAAAGGUUACUGAAGUCUGUCCAUCACAACCCUUCGAAAUUUGGGAUUCAGGAAGAAAAAUUAAAGCCAUUUGAAAAGUUCUUGCUGAAGUUGGAAGGGCAGUUACUUGAUGGAAUGAUAUUUCAGGCCUGUAUUGAACAGCAGUUUGAUUCCCUCAAUGGAGGAAUAUCUGUGUCGAAAAACAGCACUUUUGCGGAAGAAUUUGCACAUAGCAUUCGCUCAAUUUUUGCAAACGUGGAAGCCAAACUUGGUGAGCCUUCUGAAAUUGACCAGAGAGAAAAGUAUGUUGGAGUUUGUGGGCUCUUUGUGUUGCAUUUUCAAAUUUUUCGAACUGUUGAUAAAAAGUUUUAUAAGUCUUUAUUGGACAUUUGUAAGAAGGUGCCAGCCAUCACUUUAACUGCCAAUAUUAUUUGGUUUCCUGAUAAUUUUCUGAUUCAUAAAAUGCCAGCAGCUGCCAAACUUAUAGACAGAAAAAGUCUUCAAGCCAUUAAAAUACACAGGGAUACCUUCCUGCAGCAGAAAGCUCAGUCACUUACCAAAGAUGUGCAGUCUUACUACGUCUUUGUGAGCUCGUGGAUGAUGAAAAUGGAGUCUAUGUUGUCUAAAGAGCAGAGGAUGGAUAAGUUUGCUGAAGACCUCACCAAUAGGUGUAAUGUUUUUAUACAGGGCUUCCUAUAUGCAUAUAGUAUUAGUACCAUCAUUAAAACCACAAUGAAUCUCUACAUGUCCAUGCAGAAGCCUAUGACCAAAACCUCAGUGAAGGCACUGUGCAGGCUCAUUGAGCUUCUCAAGGCAAUAGAGCAUAUGUUCUACAGGAGAAGCAUGGUCGUGGCGGAUUCAGUGUCACAUAUAACCCAACACCUUCAACAUCAGGCUCUUAAUUCUAUUGCUGUAGCCAAGAAAAGAGUAAUUUCAGACAAAAAGUAUAGUGAACAGCGUCUUGAUGUGCUGUCUGCUCUUGUUUUGGCCGAAAACACCUUAAAUGGACCAAGUACGAAGCAACGGCGACUUAUUGUUUCUUUGGCAUUAAGUGUUGGCACACAAAUGAAAACCUUUAAAGACGAAGAGCUCUUUCCCCUUCAAGUGGUCAUGAAAAAGCUGGAUCUCAUCAGUGAGCUCAGAGAACGAGUCCAAACACAGUGUGACUGUUGUUUUUUGUACUGGCACCGAGCUGUCUUCCCAAUUUAUUUAGAUGAUGUGUAUGAAAACGCUGUGGAUGCAGCUAGAUUACAUUACAUGUUCAGUGCUUUACGAGACUGUGUACCUGCCAUGAUGCACUCAAGGCAUUUAGAGUCCUGUGAACUACUUCUGGAUUGCUAUGACAAGGAAAUUAUGGAAAUUUUAAAUGAGCAUUUGCUGGACAAGCUGUGCAAGGAGAUUGAGAAGGACCUGCGGCUUUCUGUGCACACGCACUUGAAGCUGGACGACCGGAACCCCUUCCGAGUCGGCAGGAAAGACUUGGGCCUGUUCUUCUCUCUGAACCCAAUUCGGUUCUUCAGUCGCUUCAUUGAUAUUCGAGCGUAUGUAACUCACUACCUAGACAAGACUUUCUACAAUCUCACAACAGUGGCCCUUCAUGAUUGGGCCACUUACAGCGAAAUGAGGAAUUUGGCUACUCAGCGCUAUGGGUUGGUUAUGACAGAGGCGCAUCUUCCUAGCCAGACUCUGGAGCAGGGGCUUGACGUUCUGGAAAUUAUGAGAAACAUUCACAUAUUUGUCUCUCGAUACCUCUAUAAUCUCAAUAAUCAGAUUUUUAUUGAACGGACAAGCAAUAAUAAGCAUUUGAAUACUAUUAACAUUCGACAUAUUGCUAAUUCAAUUCGGACACAUGGGACAGGAAUCAUGAACACAACAGUUAAUUUUACCUACCAGUUUUUGAAAAAGAAGUUCUAUAUAUUUAGCCAGUUUAUGUAUGAUGAACAUAUCAAAUCCAGAUUGAUUAAAGAUAUUCGAUUUUUCAGGGAGAUCAAGGACCAAAAUGAUCACAAGUAUCCUUUUGAUAGAGCAGAAAAAUUCAAUCGCGGCAUAAGAAAACUUGGAAUCACACCAGAGGGACAGAGCUACCUUGACCAGUUCAGGCAGCUCAUCAGCCAGAUUGGUAAUGCUAUGGGCUAUAUACGGAUGAUAAGAUCUGGUGGUCUUCACUGUAGCAGCAAUGCCAUUAGAUUUGUGCCAGAUCUUGAAGACAUUGUGAGCUUUGAAGAGCUAGUAAAGGAGGAAGGGCUUGCAGAAGAAACGCUCAGAGCAGCUAGGCAUUUGGACUCAGUCCUCAGUGAUCAUACCCGAAAUUCUGCUGAAGGCACAGAAUAUUUCAAAAUGCUUGUAGAUGUUUUUGCUCCAGAAUUUCGAAGGCCAAAGAAUAUACAUCUCCGGAAUUUCUAUAUCAUUGUCCCUCCUCUAACACUCAACUUUGUAGAACAUUCUAUAAGCUGCAAAGAGAAACUGAAUAAAAAAAAUAAAAUAGGAGCAGCAUUUACUGAUGAUGGUUUUGCCAUGGGUGUGGCUUAUACCUUAAAGCUUUUGGAUCAAUACCAGGAGUUUGAUUCACUUCAUUGGUUCCAGUCUGUGAGAGAAAAGUACAUAAAGGAGAUAAGAGCAGUUGCUAAGCAACAGAAUGUUCAGUCAACUAGUCAAGAUGAGAAGCUGCUGCAGACCAUGAACCUCACUCAGAAGCGACUGGAGGUCUAUCUGCAGGAAUUUGAGCUGCUGUAUUUCUCCCUGAGCAGCGCGAGGGUUUUCUUCAGAGCAGACAAGAGUGCAGCUGAAGAGAGCCAGGAAAAGAAGGAGAAGGAAGAAGAAACUAAAGCGAACAACGGUGAUGUCCCUGAGGGCACUGCGUCUGCAGACCCUGUUGUGAGAUGAUGGUGUGGGCCAGCUGGGUGUCGUGGUCCCUUCCCAGUGCCGUGGAUUACAGACUGCUUGAGAAAUUGUCAUUUCCUAGGUCACAUCGUGGAAAAUUCUGUAUGGCAGUGCUCUGGAGUCAAGCCCAUUUUAUUUCUAAUGCUCUGGUUUUCAAGGGCUGAGAAACAGAUACUGGAUCUUUGGGGUGUAGGCUAAAGAUGCUCCUGCUGGACUCUUUGACGUGAUGCUAUCAAAGGGAAAGUCCAGAUUCCCACACCAUUGCUUUCCAUCUCCUGUACUCUCUGUGUUUGUAAUUUGUGUGUGUCUUUGAUCCAUGUUGAUCUCAAGUCAUAGGAAAGCCGGUGCAUAUGCUGUACACAGCCAGUAAGUACUCGAUUUAAAGAGAGAUGAGCUUGAAAUUCGUGACCAUCUGAUCAGACCCUGAGGAUGCGUUGACGCUAGAGGUGAGGUGCUGUGUGACCGUCUGUGCAGUGUGGCUAACCGGUUCCCAUGUAACUCUUCAUGAGCUGCUGAUGUCUGAUGAGACAUUUUAUAAUAGUUUACAUUGCUUUGGGAACAUUUAUCCUCCAACAGUUGCUUUAAAUAUAAGAUUUACUUAAUCUCAAAGAAAACUCAGAUUAAGCCAUAGACUCCCACUUGAAGCUUCACUGCGUUUGAAGGCACUCUGAUACUGGGGAAAACAAGAAUGAAUUAUCCUACAACCAAACUCAGGUUUCUUCGUUACAUUAAAUUGAAAUUCUGGUGGCAAUUUAGAAAGAUUUUUACUUUAAAUCCAGUGUAAUGAUUAAAUAAUACUGCACUAUGGCAGGCUUUCAGUAAUUACCACUGUGAGAAUGGAACUAGUACGUCACUUUCUGAUGUUCAAAGAAAGAAAGGCCGUGAGGAAAUGUAGUUCCUAACAAGCGGCCAGCGUUACUUUUGUGAAGCUGUGCUAGCUAGUUAGUGAAACCGUCAUGGCCUUUUCAACGUAUAAUAAAACGAUGCCUUUGGGGUGAAAAGGAAGGUUUAAAACUUUAGAUGUAAUACAGACAUUUCUUUUGGAAAUGCUUGUUUUUCUGUUGCAUUUGCCUGCUUAACUAUUUUUUGGAUAAAUCUUGCAAAUAAUCCUAACACUUAGAAUUCUGACAUGGCUCCAUGGCCCCAGCUUUUGGAGUGGAGAGGUACAGGGUCCUGCCUGGGACUCAUUGAUUAGGCUUGGGAACUUUCCCAGCCCAAGCUAAAUACUAUGACUGUUAAAUCAGAAGAAACAGAAUAGAUUGGAAAUGUUUUUUAUUAUGUUAAACAUGGUUUAGAGAAUUAUGAACAAAAGAUGGAUUAAAGGCAUUUAAUGUUUGUAAUUGAUACUAACUGUAGAGAUGGCCCUAAAGCAUGCUGCAUAAUUAAUAAUUUAUAUUUUCAUUAUUAUAAAUGUUUAUAUUAAUGAUACUGGAUUUGAUUAUAUCAGAUUUGUCACCAUUUAUAGUACCAGUAUUUUCUUUCAUUUAAAAAAAUGUUCAUUCAUUAUUAUUCCUGCACAUUAGAGUUUACAUACUGUCUCCCUGGACACUUAAAAUUGGGAAGAAAGUGACAUAAUUGUUCUACCUGUAGUUAGAACUAAUGUCACUACAGUCUGGGUGAAUUAUAAUAAGUCUGUGUAGAUGAAAUAAAAUCUCUGAAGAGAGAUAUAUUUAAAUGAUCUUAAACUGCAGAGCGACAGGGCUUCAGUGUAUUCACGCUUGAGUUGAUGCAUACAUUAGAUGAUGGUUUUCCUUGCUAACAUUUUUUUCAGACAUACUGUAACUGAAAUAUUAACAUGAGUGUUUUGUUGUAAAUUCACAGAAAACUUAAUGAUGUUCCAGUUCUCAGGAAUUAAGAACUAACCAUAACAUUGUCAGUUCUAAUUAGAUUUUGUAAAAGACAAUAAGGUUCUUAUCUCACUUGAGUGUGGGGGUUCUCCUUUUCCCCAACUCUAAUAGAGUACAUUAUGUAUAAUAAAACAUUAAUAAAUAUAAUUUCAACAUUG
This is a messenger RNA of Microtus oregoni (creeping vole), 5588 nucleotides long. It is a transcript of the gene Washc4, whose product is annotated as WASH complex subunit 4. The transcript is spliced from 33 exons. Gene Ontology annotation, cellular component: endosome; WASH complex. Bases 65 to 3586 code for a protein of 1173 amino acids. Lineage: Eukaryota; Metazoa; Chordata; Mammalia; Rodentia; Cricetidae. Gene Ontology annotation, biological process: endosomal transport; endosome organization. The record is from RefSeq and is a predicted model, not a curated record.